AUGGGAACUGGGAAGAAGGAAAAGUCCCGCAUGGAGCGGCAGGGCAAGCCCACAGGUGACCCCAAGGUGAAGGGUGAAAACUUCUACCGCUCCGCCAAAAAGAUCAAGACCCUCAAUGUCCUCAAGGAGGGCAAGGCGAUUCGCAACAAGGAUGGCAAGAUCGUCAAGGCUGCCUCUUUCCAGAGCAGAGAGCGCCCCAAGGCUGUCAUUGAGCCAAACCGAAGAUGGUUCAGCAACACCAGAGUCAUUUCCCAGGACACACUCACAUCGUUCCGGGAGGCUGUGGAGGAGAACCAGAAGGACCCAUACUCAGUACUGCUCAAGAGCAACAAGCUUCCCAUGAGCUUGAUUCGUGAUGACGGACCCAAGCUCGAGGAUGGGUUGAAGAAGCAUCAAGCCAAGAUGACAAUCGAGAGUGCGCCCUUCUCAGAGACCUUUGGACCCAAGGCGCAAAGGAAACGUCCCAAGCUGAGCUUCGCCACUGUUGACGAACUGGCGGGCCACACCGAGUCGAGCUUCGAUCAGUACACCGCGAGGCAGGAACAGAUCAAGCUGCUCAGCGGUACUUCUGGCACGGCUGAGGUGGAGAACAAGGAGAGUGUCUACCCGGAGAUUGACUUCAGUGUCUCAACGGCCAAGGAAGCCAUCUUCUUUAAGGGUCAAUCCAAGCGCAUCUGGAACGAGCUCUACAAGGUGAUUGACUCUUCCGACGUCAUCCUUCACGUUCUCGACGCCCGUGAUCCUGUCGGCACAAGAUGUCGCCAUGUGGAGAAGUAUCUUUCUACAGAAGCUCCGCACAAGCAUCUCAUCUUCGUUCUGAACAAGAUCGAUUUGGUUCCAUCCAGCACAGCCGCUGCUUGGAUCCGUGUGCUUCAAAAGGAUCGCCCCACCUGCGCCAUGAGAUCAAGCAUGAAGAACCCGUUCGGUCGUGGUUCUCUGAUCGAUCUUCUCCGCCAAUUUAGCAUCCUCCACAAGGACCGCAAGCAGAUCAGUGUUGGCCUGGUUGGGUAUCCCAACGUGGGCAAAUCCAGCAUCAUCAACGCCCUCCGUGGCAAGCCUGUUGCCAAGGUUGCACCCAUUCCCGGUGAGACCAAGGUCUGGCAGUACGUUACUCUGAUGAAGAGGAUCUACCUGAUUGAUUGCCCGGGUAUUGUACCACCCAACCAAAAUGACACACCACAGGACCUUCUUCUCCGUGGUGUCGUCCGUGUUGAGAAUGUCGAGCAUCCCGAGCAGUAUAUCCCUGCUGUGUUGAGCAAGGUCAAGCCGCAUCAUAUGGAAAGGACAUAUGAGCUGAAGGGCUGGAAAGACCACAUUCAGUUCCUUGAGAUGUUGGCUAGGAAGGGCGGCAGACUGUUGAAAGGUGGUGAGCCAGAUGUGGACGGUGUGGCCAAGAUGGUCUUGAACGAUUUCAUGCGAGGCAAGAUUCCUUGGUUCACCCCCGCGCCAGCAAUGGAAGGGACCGAGGAUGCCGACUCUGAACUCAUUGAGGGCCGCCAAGGUCGUCUCGGUGAGAUGCGGAAGCGGAAACGCGACCUCGAGGCUGAAGGCGAAAGUGUUGCCGAUACAUCCAUGGCUGGGUCGACUCUGGCGGCCACCGAGGAUCUUGCAGCUUCAGAUGACGAAGAUGACGAUUUCUCUGGAUUUUCCAGUGAUAGUGACUCUGAGGGUGAGGGCGAUGAUAACGAAGACAAUGAGGGUGAUGAUGCCGAGGAUAUGAUAUCCCUCGGCGAGUCGAGUGAUGAGGAGGCAUCAGAUGCUGAGCCGGAGCAAGAGCCAGAUCCGCCAGCGUCCAGGAAAAGGAGAAAGGCGUAG
This is a messenger RNA of Podospora bellae-mahoneyi, 1815 nucleotides long. It is a transcript of the gene NOG2, whose product is annotated as GTPase required for pre-60S ribosomal subunit nuclear export and maturation. Gene Ontology annotation, cellular component: nucleolus. The transcript is spliced from 4 exons. The record is from RefSeq and is a predicted model, not a curated record. Gene Ontology annotation, molecular function: GTP binding. Lineage: Eukaryota; Fungi; Ascomycota; Sordariomycetes; Sordariales; Podosporaceae. Bases 1 to 1815 code for a protein of 604 amino acids.